UUACAGAAAAGUAAUUUUGAAAAUAAAACUUAUGCUGUGUAGGCACCAUCUCCUUUUAUUCAUCAGUUCACUGUAGCAUCUCUACUGUACUGUAACAUAGUGACAUGAGUUCAUGGUUUGGUAGUCGCUCUAGCACAGCCAGCAACGUACCAGCAGUCAGUUCUGUUCAGAAACAAAAGCACAAGCAGAUAGAGUGUCUGAGGGAGCACAUUCCAAAUGCGGUGGAGGUGAGCAGAGAUGAGUUGUAUCGGGUCGACCUGACCGUGAACAGUCUGACCAUAACUCUGGAUAUUAAGCUGCCUCAGAGCUUUCCUCUGACUGAUCAUGCCCCGAUCGUGACAGUGUACCCUCCAAUGAGACAUCCCUGGAUCAAUGAGCAUAUGAUGGUGGAUGGGAGUCCGGCCAUCAAGAAUUUUUCAAUUCACUCAAACCUGGGCAAAGCCAUUCAACAAAUUGUUAAGGAGUUUACAGAGCACCCUCCUGAGCUCCUCCCCAUGUCACACCCCACUCCAGUGCAGGCCGGCUCCAGCAUGUUUUAUGUCCCUCUAUUUCCUCCCCCCUCGAGUGCACCUCACACAACGUUCAUGUACAGCUCUGUACCUCACACGGUGACCAGUGACGAAUGGGAGCAUGGGGGAACCAGGAGACCAGCCCCACCACCCUCUGUUGCUGUCCCUGCCAGGAGUCGCUACGUGCCCCCCUCUCUCCAAGAUAAAUUAGAGGACAUUGGCCAAAUGAGUACUGAGGAGCUGAAUAGAUACCUCAAUGAGGAAGAAGGGCCGGUCCUAGUCGAGCAGUACGUCACAAAGAUGGAUGUGAUCCGAAAAGUGCACAGCGACAGAGACCAGUUAUUGGCUGACAAUGAAGGGCAGGCUGGUCUCAACCUGAGAGUUGAGCCCGACAUGCAGGAAUCAUGGACACAGCUUCAGGAAAAGUUCUUAGAGAUGCAAGCACUGAAGACUGAUUAUGAGAAACUGCUAGAAGAACAAAAACAGCUUACUGAGAGGUACCAGUCCAAAAACAUUGUGGCUCGAUUGAAGACACUGACGCAGGAAGCAGAAACUGAAUCAGAGGUCAUUGCAGAAGAUUUUCUAGACAACAAGUUGUCUCUUGCAGAGUUCAAACAAAAGUACAAGCAACAGCGAGUGCUACACCAUGAGCGAAAAUCAAAGCAUGAAAAACUAUCUUAUUCUAACUCGUCCUCACGAAGAGAUACUCACUAUACCUAGUAUGAUUAUGUGUGUGCUUAUACUAGCUGAAGUGCUGCAUAUAACGUAAUAGUCAGCUCAUUUGCACAUUACUUUUUUAUGUCAUUGAUUUGAAAAUUAUAAUUGUCAUCAUAAUCA
Molecule: messenger RNA, 1346 nt
Organism: Halichondria panicea
Lineage: Eukaryota; Metazoa; Porifera; Demospongiae; Suberitida; Halichondriidae
Product: vacuolar protein sorting-associated protein 37A-like
Exons: 13
Coding region: 105-1229 (374 amino acids)
Biological process (GO): protein targeting to vacuole; ubiquitin-dependent protein catabolic process via the multivesicular body sorting pathway; protein targeting to membrane
Cellular component (GO): ESCRT I complex
Source: RefSeq, a predicted model, not a curated record